UUUCAUAAAAUCUAAACAAAGUCCAUGGUCAGCAUUUUCUGCUGUAGCUAGUUCCAUUCCGUGGUUUAUUAUCAACCUUAAACCUUGUUUCUUGUUAUAUUAUCAUCGGUCAAUUUUUCAUUCUUCAAGCUCUCUGCAUCCUCUAAUGGCGCUUUCUGCAACAUUUAUCACUCCUUCACCUUCAACUUCCAAUCUUUAUGCCAAAUUUCGCAAACCCUUUCUCUCCCACUCUGUCUAUCUUCUUAAACCCUUAAAGAUCCAAGCUUCAACUACCUUAGAUUAUUCAAAUGUCUCUGCCAGCGACAAAUCUUCACCAUUGAAGACUAGCAAUUGGCAGUGGAAAUUCAAGGACAAUUCAGUAAAUAUUUAUUAUGAGGAACAUGUGAAGGAGAGUUCAGGGCCUUUACAGCAUAUUUUGAUGAUGCCAACUAUUUCUGAUGUUAGUACUGUUGAGGAGUGGAGAUUAGUUGCUGAAGACAUUGCUAAACGUAAUGGAAGUGUCAAUUAUCGCGCGACUAUUGUUGAUUGGCCUGGUCUAGGUUAUUCCGAUCGGCCAAAGAUUGAUUACAAUGCUGAUGUCUUGGAGAAGUUUUUGGUUGAUUUUGUCAAUUCGCCUGAUGGUCCAGUUAAACAGCCAGACAAUGAGUUGGUGAUUUUUGGAGGAGGGCAUGCUGCUUCAAUAGUAGUCCGUGCUGCAAAAAAGGGUCUGGUGAAGCCCAAGGCUAUAGCUGCUGUUGCACCAACUUGGGCCGGUCCCCUUCCCAUCGUAUUUGGUCGAGAUUCCAGCAUGGAAACAAGAUAUGGCCUUCUAAGAGGCACCUUAAAGGCCCCUGCAGUUGGAUGGAUGAUGUAUAACAUGCUUGUGAGCAAUGAGAACGCAAUCCAAUCGCAAUACAAAUCACAUGUAUACGCCAACCCUGAUAAUGUGACACCAGCAAUUGUCGAAAGCAGAUACGCAUUGACAAAACGAAAAGGAGCUCGUUACUUACCUGCAGCCUUCUUGACUGGGCUACUAGACCCGGUAACAUCUCGCGAGGAGUUCCUUCAACUCUUUGCAGAUUUGGAGGGAAAGAUACCAGUAUUUGUUGUAUCAGCCAAAGGAGCUCCUAAAAGGUCUAAGGCUGAGAUGGAAGCUCUUAAGGGAGCUAAAGGGGUGACCAAGUUUGCGGAAGUGUCUGGCGCACUUCUUCCACAUGAGGAGUAUCCCGCUUUAGUCGCGGAAGAGCUUUAUCAAUUCUUGCAACAGUAUUUUGGCUCUGUCGCUUAAAGUUGGCGUGCGACAGAUGACAGUUGUGUAUCGGAGAAGCUUUCACAGGCAUAAAUGUUUCCACAAAUAGAGGUGACAUGUUUCAUUUGAGAAAAUAUGUUUCUUGGUGAUUAUAAAAUGGUACUAUGAUAUUUUAAUUUUGUUGGAUUUGUAAAAAAAAUUAUGGAAAAUGAUGAAAUUAUACUGAUAUUUAAAAAGAAAACAAGUUAUCCCUAUGGAAGACUUUUUGCAAA
Molecule: messenger RNA, 1500 nt
Organism: Trifolium pratense (red clover)
Lineage: Eukaryota; Viridiplantae; Streptophyta; Magnoliopsida; Fabales; Fabaceae
Exons: 4
Coding region: 146-1267 (373 amino acids)
Cellular component (GO): chloroplast
Source: RefSeq, a predicted model, not a curated record